AUGUUGGUACAAACUGUCGUUAUUAUUAUUAUUAUUAUUAUUAUUAUUAUUAUUAUUAUUAAUAUUGUUGUUGUUUGGGCACUGCUGGCAUGUCGAAUUGAUAACGCUCUUCAUGGAGUUUUCAAGCGUCAGCUGCAGUCCAACAGAAAUCUUAUCUUCGACAGCAGCUUUAAAGAUCCGAUCAUCUACGACGAGAUUACCAUAUCCGCUACUUCGAUUAGCGAUUUUGGAGAGUGCUACGAGAAAACCGGAUUGUCGUACGUGUUUGGAUUGAAACGAAUGGGACGACCAAUUUGUUACCGAUGUGUCACGCCUAUAUUGAAAUCGGAAAAUAUAUUACAGUUAGCUCACCAACAAGGUGAAUUUUGCUACGAAACAGUUGGUGAGGCGAAGUCGUCAUGCUUCGAUGCUGCACGCGUUGGCCACAACGACGGCACGACUUUGUUUGCAGGUGCCGACGCAGUGCCAGCGAGUUGCCACAUUGAUGGACGGUUUUCACUUCAAUAUGAUCUCUUGGGGGCCGACUUAACGUGCAAUGUGGAAUCAGGAAGUGAGGUUCACAACUGCGAACUCUCGACGAACAUAGCUGUGAGCUUCCGCAAUUGCUCAUUUCCAGAUUUUGAUAUGUCCCUUAAAUGCAUCGGCUCAUUCGUUGGCUCACUGGCUGAGAGGUAUAUCAUUGUGUUGAACGAAGAGAGCGAGGAGUACCGUUGUGGGGUAGUAGAUAUAUCUGUGUAUUUCUCAAAGGACUCUUCAUGUGCUCUUCUUACCGAGAACAGUGCAUUCGAGAAGUAUAAGCUAACACAAGUGAACUCUGAGCGCAUCGCUUCUCCGUGUCAGUUCCCAAAUUGGAUCCGCGGGCAAUACGAUUCACUUACCGUAACCGCCGACUGGCUACAGUAUGAUCAACUCGCUCAGGUGCCCGUGACCUCCAGAUGCGUGCAUAUUAACGAAAAUCGCGUCCUGGUGUACUCAGAGACGAAAUGUGGUGAGCCUCUUGGCUAUCACUGUUUGUGGUUUUCACCACGCAGUGAAAGUCUCAUCGAGUUCAAAACGACGAUACCUAGAGAAAGUGCAAAUCUGACUCUUUGCAGCACUGAUGGCGAAUUCUCACAAUGGUCGUGGACAGCUGCCGUCAUCAAUAACCCCAUCCCGUCGUCAUGUGGAAUUCUAGGUACAUACACUACUCCACCAGACCUUCGAACACUGGACUGUUUCAAUGUGAGCAUCGACUGCGAUGACAGUACGAAGAUGAAAAUUACUGCAUCGCAUUGCUCAACGGAUGUCAUUUUCGAUUCCCGUCAGUACCAAUGCAUAGCGUCAUGGAAAGAUGAGAACUCACUUUACAUCUACACAACGAGAGACCAGCAGAAACACUCCUGUUUCGUGGCACAAUACUCAUCCAAUCGACUAUAUUUGUCGUCUACUGGACCUCACUGCACUAGAGAUUUUAAUUUUUCAGAAAAUUCUGAGAAAACAAUAGUUCUUCAGGAAGAAACCGGUUGUCUUCAAAUGUCGAAAUCCUCUAAGAAGCCUGCGAACUCGACGUUGAGGUCGUCACCUGUAAUGCAAGUGGAUUCUGCCCUUGGAAGCGGCCCUGCUGGUCAGCUGCUUCCAGUUGGGAGAUCAUCGCUAGCAAAAAGUAGAGCGGAGUGGACGUCAGAGCAGAACGUUGCUUCGAAUAGGGUUAUUUUGAUAUCUUCUGUAGUUCUUGUAUGUCAUAUGUUCUUUUGA
This is a messenger RNA of Angiostrongylus costaricensis, 1734 nucleotides long. The record is from the annotation of a GenBank genome assembly. NCBI's taxonomy places the organism in Eukaryota, Metazoa, Nematoda, Chromadorea, Rhabditida, Metastrongylidae.